This is a messenger RNA of Capsicum annuum, 318 nucleotides long. Its product is annotated as ctenidin-3-like. The record is from RefSeq and is a predicted model, not a curated record. The coding region runs from base 1 to 318 and encodes 105 amino acids. NCBI's taxonomy places the organism in Eukaryota, Viridiplantae, Streptophyta, Magnoliopsida, Solanales, Solanaceae. The transcript has a single exon.
AUGGUAUUUGUGGUAUUAUUGGUGGUUGUUGAUGAUGGUAUCAGUUUUGGUAGUCUUGGUAGUGGUGUAGGUGGUUUUGGUGUUGUUAUUAGUGGUGGUGGUAGUGGUGAUCCUGGUGGUUUUGAUGCAGGUAUUGGUGGCAUUAGUAGUCUUGAUGGUGGUCUUGGUGGUGGUCUUGAUGCUCUUGGUUGUGGUAUUGGUGGUCUUGGUGGCAUUUUUGGUGGUCUUGGCGGCAUUGGUGGUGGUCUUGGUAGCAUUGGUGGUGGGCUUGGUCGUACAUCUAUUGCAACAGGUGGAACAUCUAUUAGGAGAUAUUAA